Messenger RNA from Dalotia coriaria, 2357 nucleotides. Its product is annotated as major facilitator superfamily domain-containing protein 8-like. Gene Ontology annotation, cellular component: lysosomal membrane. Bases 738 to 2315 code for a protein of 525 amino acids. Gene Ontology annotation, biological process: transmembrane transport. The record is from RefSeq and is a predicted model, not a curated record. The transcript has 4 exons. Gene Ontology annotation, molecular function: transmembrane transporter activity. NCBI's taxonomy places the organism in Eukaryota, Metazoa, Arthropoda, Insecta, Coleoptera, Staphylinidae.
UAUUCGGCCCACCGCGCUCGGAAAAUGUUAAAUCAUGUGCAAUACGAUUCAUGUCGGAGACGUUCAAAGCGUUUAGAGCAUUGAAAGCCAAAGUUUAAAGCGGUUUAACAGCGCGUGUGCAUUGUCAUCGUUAUUACAAUUAUCGGACCGCGCUCGUAUCAUCCAGAGUAAACUACAAAGACGCGUUGUGCGAUAACGACAAUGGAAAUUGUUCGCAUUCGUGCGGAUGAAAGCGAAACUUUAUUAUAAUAUCAUUAUUGUCUGUGAUGUAGUGUCAUGAUGCAAGUAAAAAUAGUUGUUAAACCUUCGUUGACUUAAGUUACGUGACUUUAAUUUUAAUGUAUUAGACACAAUGUAAAGCCUUUUAUGUGAGGUGUAGUUUUGGUUAAUUCAAUUGUAAACAUGCGAGUGUUAAAAAACGUCUUAUCAUUGCCCAAGUAAGCCAUCUUACACGUAACGAAAUGAGUGAUUAAGCAAGAAAUUGUUUUCGAGGGCGACACGCCGCUUGUGAGUGAACACAGUGGAAAUUUUCAGCGUCUCUUAGGUCGUGUACAAGUGUAAUCGAAUGACGAAAAUAUCUUGGAAAGUCUAGUUCUGGCAAAUUCAACGGGUUCCGCGCUUAAUAAUAGUAGUAUACUAGUGCACAUUCAGAAAUAAAACGAACAAACAGCAUUAUGUAGUUACAAUCAUAGUAUCAAAAUAUAAUUGGCAUAAAUUGUCAUAUUUAAAGUGCAAAAAUGGGGCUUUGUUGUAAAUAUGGAAAAAAGAGCGAGUAUGAAACUGAAGAGGAAUAUGAAGAGCGUGCGCGAUCACAUUUUAUUGUUUUCUUCACACAAUUCAACGUUGUCAUUUCGUAUAGUACGAUAUUAAUUGGGAUAUGGCCAUAUUUAGUUAAAAUUGAUCCAUCAGCCGGUAAAAGCUUCUUGGGAUAUCUAGUAGGUGCAAGUGCUCUUGGGCAAACAAUAUUCUCGCCAUUGAUUGGUUGGUGGAGCAACAAACUUAACUCUAGCAGAGUGCCAUUUAUUGUUAGUCUAGUGGUCCUGCUAUUAUCUCAUUUAAUCUAUGCAACAUUAGAGAUUUUUCCACAUAAGAAGUACUGGAUGUUAGCGUCUAGAUUUUUAGCGGGCGUUGGUUCCUCAAAUUUUGCUUUGUGUCGCUCGCACGUCUCUUCAACAACUUUAGUAAAAGAACGCCGGAAAGUGGUAACCAUUCUUUCAUCAUGUGCAACAGUAUCAUUUGCUCUUGGACCAGCAAUCCAAUCCAUGACCAUCCCUUUUGGAGAAACUGGAGUAUGGUUAAUCCCAAACACUUUGAAACUAGACAUGUACACCGCUGUAGGUUGGAUUGGAUUGAUAAUAUCUGUCAUCAACAUGCUCUUGUUUAUGCCAUCAGUGUUUCAAGAACAUCCAAUGAAUAAGCGUGAAGAAAUUUCACCUGAGAAAGACGUCUAUCGAUCAAAGAACUAUAAAAUAUUAGCAAUGCUCUUUAUUCUGCUGAAUUUCUCAUUGACUUUCAAUUUUAUGUUUUUGAAAGUCUUGGGAACUCCAUUGGUGAUGGAUGAAUACGCUAUGACUAGAGCACGAGCAAUGGCAUUAAAUUCAAUUGUCGUCAUUGUAGGAGCUGCGAUUUCUUUUGUUUCCAUCUUGCUGAUUAAUCCAGUCAGCAAAUUCUUUAGUGAAAUAACGUUGUUGAUAUUUUCUUUACUACUUAUGAUAAUAGGAAGAUUCUGUUUCUAUCCGUUUACUAAUGAAACAGUUGUUACUUAUAACGAUGUGAGUUUGAACGAGACUGAACUCAGUAACACCGAAUAUGUUGGAUGUCCUUUGAGUCAACAAUGGUGUGCUGGCGAAGGAAAGAUAUUUUUCUUUCAAUUUAUUUUAGGGAAUGCUUUAGAGAAUGUUGGAUAUGCAAUCGCCAUUACUUUGACUAUGACUAUAUUCUCACAGGUGUUAGGCUCCAAAAAACAAGGAACAUGGAUGGGUUUCCUAACGGCAUUUGGUAGUCUGGCAAGGAUUACAUCUCCGGUUUUCAUUACGUUUUUGUAUGAACAAUACGGUCCACGAACUGUUACAAUAGUAACGAAUACGAUGUUUGCGCUUAUCUCAAUAUUUGUAAUGAAAACAUCUCAUCACCUAUUUAUUAAUAAGAAUAAUGAUAUCGAUGACGCAAAGGAACAGCUCCAGGAAGAUAAACCGGGUAAGGAGUCUACAGUUGACGAUGAGACGGCCGGCGAUGAACCCGCCAGCGAUAAUAAUUUGUUGAACAAACAAGCCAGAACGCAAACAAACACCAUCGAAAUUGUGAGCAAUGCGUGAUGACUAUGGAAUUACUAUGUUUUGUUUAUAUUGUGAAUUGUA